Messenger RNA from Asparagus officinalis (garden asparagus), 1151 nucleotides. RefSeq names its product probable phospholipid hydroperoxide glutathione peroxidase. The transcript has 7 exons. Gene Ontology annotation, molecular function: glutathione peroxidase activity. NCBI's taxonomy places the organism in Eukaryota, Viridiplantae, Streptophyta, Magnoliopsida, Asparagales, Asparagaceae. Gene Ontology annotation, biological process: response to oxidative stress. Gene Ontology annotation, cellular component: cytosol. Bases 1 to 957 code for a protein of 318 amino acids. The record is from RefSeq and is a predicted model, not a curated record.
AUGCUAAGGAAGUAUGGCUACUACGACCUACCAGAACUGUCAGUGCCGUAUGAUUAUAACAAGAAGCUUCGACCGAACACUGGAAGACCAGUAGAGCAGCUAAGAUACUCAAAGAUAAUUAGAAGUCUUAUGUACGUGAUGAGCUGCACAAGGCCAGAUAUAGCAUUUGCUUCACCCAAAAAUAUCCUCCAUAAAUUGCUAAGUAGGCAGCGCUUUGAUCUCACGAGCACAAGCUCCCGUCCAAAAAUCUCCUCUAUGCUUUCCUCUCGAUUUCUCUCUUUUAGAAACCUAAUAAUUUCUUCUUCUUCUUCAGUCCUCUUCCCCAAAAGCUUUACUUUCCAGUCCAAAAAGCCCCAUAAUAUUUAUUCUAGCCCUUCAAGGGUCUUUAGAGGAACAAGCUCCCCCAUUUCAAAGUCUUAUCCUUUCUCUUCGCCCAAGCUUUCCUUCUCCGAAAUGGCGUCUCAGUCUGCGACCUCCGUCCACGACUUCACUGUCAAGGAUGCAAGGGGAAAUGAUGUGGAUCUGAGCACCUACAAGGGGAAGGUCCUGUUGAUUGUGAACGUUGCGUCUCAAUGUGGACUGACUAACUCGAACUAUACGGAGCUCAGCCAACUGUAUGAGAAAUACAAGAAUCAAGGUCUGGAGGUCUUGGCUUUCCCAUGCAACCAGUUUGGAGCCCAGGAACCUGGCAGCAACGAAGAGAUCGUAGAAUUUGCUUGCACCCGUUUCAAGGCUGAGUACCCUAUCUUUGACAAGGUGGAUGUUAACGGGGACAAUGCUGCACCGAUCUACAAGUUCUUGAAGUCGAGCAAGGGUAGCCUGUUCGGGGACAACAUCAAGUGGAACUUCUCCAAGUUCUUGGUCGAUAAGGAUGGUCAUGUCCUUGAGCGUUACGCACCGACUACUUCCCCUCUCAGUAUCGAGAAGGAUAUCAAGAAGUUGCUGGGAGUCUCCUAAACUCAGUGAGGUUUAGAGUUGGACGUUGGGGUAUAAGUAAAUUUGGGACUAUGCUUUAAAUGUACCUGUUAUCAAUAAAUUUGGAACUAUGCUUUUAAUGUACAUAUGUAAGAGAUGUUGGAUCUAGUUUAUUACUUCUGUUCACACUUCAAUAAUAUUUUUGAUGCCUAAUAAAAAUGGAGUCUUCUUGCAAA